AGAAAUUAACCAUGAAAGUUGAGACCAUUCUAUGCAUGAACACUGGGGAUGGAGAAUCAAGCUACGCCAAUAACUCACUUGUUCAGGAACUUGCAAUAAGAAGAGUGCUGCCAAUUCUAAGGCAUGCAAUAAAGGGUAUUGCGAAUCAAGAUAUUCUUUUCAAAGAUGAAUGUUUUAAGAUAGCAGAUAUGGGAUGCUCUUCUGGCAAAAACACUCUCUUGGUUGUCUCUAGCAUUAUCGAUAUCGUGUAUGACAUGUAUACAGAAAAUGAGCGUAAAGCGCCACAGUUUCAAGUGUGCUUAAACGAUCUCUAUGGAAAUGAUUUCAAUAACCUUUUCAAUAUGCUACCUGAUUUUUAUACAAAAUUAACUAAAGGCAAGAAAGAAAAUUUCGGGCCUUGUUUUGUUUCAGCGGUUCCUGGUUCCUUCUAUACAAGACUCUUUCCGGACCAAAGUUUGCACAUUGUGUACUCCUCUUAUAGUGUCCAAUGGCUUUCUCAGGUACCACAAGGCAUAGGAAAUAACAAUGCACUAAAUUUUUACAUUGCGAAAGCAAGUCCACCGAAAGUGAUCCACGCAUAUCAGGGACAAUUCCAAUCCGACUUCACAAAGUUUUUACAACUGCGUUCUAAAGAAAUAGUCCCCGGUGGCCAAAUGGUUUUGACAUUUCCUGCACGAAGUAUUAGCGAUCCGACUAGUGAGGAUGGUUGCAUUCAUUGGGGGUUACUAGCACAAUCACUUCAUGACAUGGCCAAAGAGGGGCUUGUUCAAGAAUUAGAUAUUAUAGCUUUCAAUAUGCCAUUUUAUCUUCCAUGUGAGGAUGAAGUUAGGAAUCAUAUUAAAAAUGAGGGAUCAUUUUCGCUUGAUAACUUAAACGUUUUUCAAGUAAACUGGGAUCCAUAUGACACAGAUUACACAAGUAUGAAGGAUUCAAGUGAGUCCAGUUAUAUCCACGCGAUAAACGCAGCCAGAGUAAUCAGAGCGAUUGCGGAACCAUUGUUAACGUCUCAUUUCGGAAGCUCUAUUAUUGAGGCGCUAUUUGAGAAGUAUGGGCAACAUUUGGCUAAACAUCUUGUUAACAAGAAAACAAGACAUUUUGGUAUAGUCAUUUCGCUGACUAAAAAAUGAGCAAUAUUGAUAUCUAUAUCAUUUGUUCAAUUAUUUGUACUACGAUAAGUUUCCUCUACAUUGAUGUGGUGCAUUGUUGUCAUUA
Molecule: messenger RNA, 1212 nt
Organism: Erigeron canadensis
Lineage: Eukaryota; Viridiplantae; Streptophyta; Magnoliopsida; Asterales; Asteraceae
Product: benzoate carboxyl methyltransferase-like
Exons: 4
Coding region: 12-1127 (371 amino acids)
Biological process (GO): methylation
Molecular function (GO): S-adenosylmethionine-dependent methyltransferase activity
Source: RefSeq, a predicted model, not a curated record